UUUUGUUCCCCUUCCUUUUACAGCAGUAGAAAUGCUAACUCUGACGCGUCGGACGCUGACAAGUCUCGCAUCAGCAUCUUGCGCUUAUUCUACUAGCUCUUCUUCAUAUGCUGCCGUUGCGUCCGGCGUGGUGGUGGUGGCGGGAUUGGCAGGGAUGAGCGCGUCGGACGGCUCCACGAGGCAGCCGGGCGAGGCGCAUGUCGGACGAGUCGCACGCCGCGGAUUCGCUUCGAGCGCUGUGGCAAUGCUGGGCAGUCACUUUUCAGUCACUGUUGGAGGUGGCGCAGUCGCACUCGCCCCGCGCAGUAAUGCUGCGACGAGGCUGCGAUCGCGCCCAACGCAAAACGAGGGCCAAGACAGAACCGACGGUCCACCGCGUCGCAGCGCUGCCGACCAUCACGAGCGAGGCAGGACGAGUGAUGCACGUCAUCGCGACCAGCCUGCGAGGGGCAGGAGGCUGCCACGCAGCGAGCCAGGACGGCAGACGCGCCACGCUGAUCUGGCCGCUCGCGACGAGAUGUCAUCAGCACGCGAAACACGCCAAGCUCGGACUCCCUCGCUGCGAGUCAGGGACACGGAUCUCAUUGUGGGCGACGCUGAGGAAGCUGCUCCUGCGAAACGAGCGGCGCACUCACCGCCGACCAGCCCGGACAACGACGCGCCGACUCCAUUCACGAGCAGCCGCCACCGGAGGCUCGGCGCCAUCCGAGACGAGGAGGACCAAGACGAAGCUGAAGCGCCAAUUCGAACCGUGCGAUCGACGCAGACACCCCGCAGUCCUCGCGGCGGCGUGAUUCUGCCGGAAGACAUUCAGCACUUGCCCCUCGCGGAGCAGAUGCGAGUGGUCAAACGCCACCAGCUCGCAAAGCAGAACAAGUCGCUCGGUGCACGCCGACGCACAAUGUUGGGACAGGAAAAGCAGCGUCUGAAGGAGAUUCACCAAAAGCAAGGCGCCGAGGGUCUCGCGAAGGCCUACUCGGCACUGCUCAACGACGAGAGCAACGCGCACGCCCGACGCAAUCGUAUCGUGACCACCUUCCCUGCAGAUCCUGCUGCACCAUCCAACGGUCCAGAGAUGGAGAACAAGAAGACGUUCGAAUCGCUGGGUCUUAGUCCCGCGCUGAUUGCUGCUCUAGCUGAGCAAGAGAUUACCACGCCCACAAGGAUUCAGUCACGAGCUCUUCCCCAAGUCCUUGCCGGACAUGACACUGGUAUUGCAGCGGAAACAGGAAGCGGCAAAACCCUGUCGUAUUUGCUACCCAUUGUCGAGGGCAUUAAAAAGAGCGACGCUCAAGGAGACUUUGUUCGUCCCGGGAGACCGCGUGCGUUGAUUCUAGUUCCCCAUCGCUUGCUCGCAAUGCAGGUUGCUAAUGUCUCGAAACGUCUCGGCAAAGCAGUCAAGUUUAGCACGUUCUGUGUUAUGGGCGGCGAUCGAAUUAGUAGACAAAAGAGUGCAAUGGAAAAGCCUUUGGAUGUCAUGGUGGCGACACCUCAGCGGUUGCUCGAGCUGUUGCAAAAUAAAUAUGUCUCGCUCGCCGAUGUCAAAUAUCUCGUUCUUGAUGAGGCGGACGCUCUCUUCGAAGAGCAGUUUUUGGCGGAAAUCACCACUGUUCUGCGACCUUUGAUUGAACGCCGAAAAGCAAUCGUGGCAAGCGCAGAAGCUGAAGCCCAAGGCCAAGCGCCGCAACGCACCUUCACUCCUCUCCAAGUCAUGUUUGUCUGCGCUACCAAGAUGCAGCACCUUGUCCAAGCGAUUCGCCAGUACUUCCCGUUUGGUCAUAUUGCUGCUGCGACCACUCCGACGCUGCAUCGAGCGCUUGCCAAUCUCAACCAUCGAUUCAUUGAUGUCGUCGGCACGAUUGGAAAACUUUCGGAACUGAAGGAAUUGGCCAAGAAGGGCUUCAAAUCACCCACGCUCAUUUUCUGUGACGGUCUGGAAAGCGUGACUUGGGUGCACCACCGUCUGAGCGAGUUUGGUAUCAAAGCUGAGCGGCUGCACUCUCAAAUUCAGCAUCGUGAUCGCCUCACCAUUUGGAAGUCCUUCUUGCAAGGAGAAAGCAAGGUGCUAGUGUGCACAGACCUUGCGGCUCGAGGGCUGGAUGCGCCGAUGGUGGAGCAUGUGGUCAUGUUUGAUCCGCCGCGGAGUCACAGCGAGUAUGUGCAUCGCGCAGGCCGUGCCGGCCGCGCUGGCCGCACCGGCACAGUGACGACGCUGUACAGCUCGAGCGAGCGUCGUUUGGUCAAGGAUAUUCAAGAACGCAUUGAGAAGGGUCAAGCACUUGCUGUUACGGAUUGAUGAGAUGUUCAGAUUCUCGCAAACCAUGAUGGAAAACAAGCUGCUUUUUCUAAAUGUUGUCGACAGCCCCUGUUGUUCUUGAAAUUCAAUCAUCCAUCCAUGAUCAUCCCA
Molecule: messenger RNA, 2407 nt
Organism: Capsaspora owczarzaki ATCC 30864
Lineage: Eukaryota; Filasterea; Ministeriida; Capsasporidae
Exons: 11
Coding region: 32-2296 (754 amino acids)
Molecular function (GO): ATP binding; nucleic acid binding; RNA helicase activity
Source: RefSeq, a predicted model, not a curated record